This is a messenger RNA of Nicotiana tabacum (common tobacco), 1287 nucleotides long. RefSeq lists its product as uncharacterized. NCBI's taxonomy places the organism in Eukaryota, Viridiplantae, Streptophyta, Magnoliopsida, Solanales, Solanaceae. The record is from RefSeq and is a predicted model, not a curated record.
CUUUUCCAUGACUCAUUCCCCUUUUUUUAAACACAGUAUAUAAAACCGAUACUACAAGCAUUAUUCACUCUUCCUUUUUUCUGUUUCUAAUUCGAGUACUUUCAUUAGAAUAUUCGCAUUUCAAUAAUUCAAUUUCCCCUUUUAAUCCCCAAGCAUCUAACAUCUUUUUUCAAAAUAACUUCAUUAGCUAAUUAUGUUCUGCUAAAUAUUGAAGGAACAAAAAUGUACUCUGGUUUUAGCAGAAGGAAGCGAGUUACUGACCCGUUAGACGAAAAGGUGAAGGCUCAGAUCAUUGGCCGUGAUAAAUAUGAACUCGGUUACUUCAGCAGCGGAAGCGAACACAGCGCUCACGCCGAUUAUGAUGUCACUUCUCCUAGUUUUUCCGAUCUCGUUUUCGGUUAUCCUGAAAACAAUGGCCAAAACGAGUCACCUGAAAAUGAUUCAGAUUCUGAGACCGACGUAUCAAUGUAUGAAUCAACUGACACGAUUGAAGAUACUCCGAAGCCUAUUUUCCAAAGCGAUCUCGAUUCGUACCGUAAUGUAUUGGCGUCUUGCGUUGCUAAGGCAUGGGAAGUGUUUUCAUGUGCAAAAUCGAAUAAAUCGAUACUCCAGAGGAAUGUAAUGGCAUAUUUGAGAAAUUUUGGUUACAAUGCGGCGGUUUGCAAGAUGAAAUGGGAAAGCUCCGGUGGACUUGCAGCCGGAAAUUACGAGUUUAUUGACAUUCUCAGAUUAGAUUCCGCCAAUCGGAUCGUUACUCGUUACUUCGUCGAUCUCGAUUUCGCAGCUGAGUUUGAAAUCGCGAGGCCGACGAAUCAGUAUGAAAAAUUACAACAGUCAUUGCCGAAGGUUUUUGUUGGCAAAAGUGAAGAAUUAAAGCAGAUAUUGAGAGUAAUGAGCGACGCCGCGAGACGGUCGUUGAAAAGCAGAGGCCUUCACAUUCCUCCGUGGAGAAAACACCGGUUUAUGCAGAACAAGUGGCUCGGUUCGUACAAACGGACAACUAAUAUCAUGCCGUCGGCGAACUCGACGGCGUGGCUAUCACCGUCAAAGGAUACGAAUGGAGUAAAGUGCAGAACCGUCGGGUUUCACGCUGCCGCCGUGAACGGCGGUCUGUUGUUUCCCGCGACAACCUGUACAAGAUGAGAUAGCAGCAAUUAAUCAAUUUUUUGAAUGACGUAAUUAAUAGUAUCGCUUAUUGUCUGUUUCAUUUCUCAUAUUUACUUAUUAUUUGAUUAGACACGGAAAUUUUAUUAAGAAGAUUAUUUGAUUUGUACUUUGUACUUUAUA